AUGGAGAGCACUUUAGGUCCACGUGAGACUACUCUAGAAACUCACCCAACCCAAGGGAUUUCUUUCUCUCGAGAAACCAUUGUCAGCAUUAUUGAUUUCCUUGUUCCUGGAUGCAGAAUUUUGGCUAUCGAUGCUCUGGAACAUGGCCGAUCAUUCAACAAUCGCAUCUACUUUUUGAAGGUUUAUAUUCCUGACGACCUGCUCUUGCAUAGCCUAAACAACGGAGCUGUCAAUGAUUUGGUUUUGAAAUUGAACGGCAAGUUCUUUGACUAUACGAAGAGCAAAAAUGAAGUGUCCUGCUUGUCUCUUCUUGAACACUUUGUGCCCGAAAUUCCGUCACCAAAGGUUCUUGCUUGGUCUGAUAGCAAGAAUUCCAUCGUUCACAAGUUGACUGCCACGGGAAACUUAGCAACAAAGGAAUUCGAGAUUAAUUCCGAAGGCGAUGGAAAAGUUCAGGGCUGGAUCCUAAUGACUCGACUUCCUGGAGUUCCUUUGUCGACGCUGAAUCUAAAUACAGACAAGCUCAAGGUCGUCGGCGAGCAACUAGCGGACAUAGUCUACCGCUGGAGAGAGUCGCUCCCUGCCUGGGCAAGCGCUGGGAACCUUGAAUGCGAAAUCUCUCAUGAGGAGGAAAAAGCCCUAAAUUCAUUAGAAGUUCCCGGUUUGCGCAUUGCGUCUUCUUCAUACAUGCCUGGUUUUGGUGUCAAAGUUGUUGAGCCUAUCAUAAGCCAGCUUCAGUACUACCAAGUGAAACUUGAGACACGGCUCCAGAAGCUUCAGGAAUUCGAUAUAUUUUCUGGAAACAGGCAUUUAAUAGCUCCAAUCAAAGAGUUCAUUGCCAUCCAAUUGCCUCAGCUCGGAAUAAGUAGUGGGGAAAGUCGUUUCUUAUUCACACACUACGACCUUUCUCCACGCAACGUCUUGGUGUCUGCGGAUCACACGAAGAUCACUGGCAUUAUUGACUUUGAGUUUUCUGGGUUUUUCCCUGAAUUGGAUGAAUUUGUCAAUGACUCCGUGGCAAAUGAAGGCGACUGGCCUGAUGCUUUUUACGAAGCAUACUUGAGUAGGCUCGAGGUCUGCGGAAUGAAAACUCCAAGAAAAGGCAUCAAAGACCAAUAUUGGAGAGAAGCAACAUCACUUUCUCGGUUAGAAGACAACGUAGCGCCCUGGUGGCUUGAGAAUCUCGCACCAGAGGACAAGAACCAAUACUCGGAAGACCUACGGAAGUCGGGGAAAACGGUUCUAGAGACAAUUCAACUAUUUGGUACUGGCCUUUGA
Molecule: messenger RNA, 1278 nt
Organism: Trichoderma asperellum CBS 433.97
Lineage: Eukaryota; Fungi; Ascomycota; Sordariomycetes; Hypocreales; Hypocreaceae
Source: RefSeq, a predicted model, not a curated record